Molecule: messenger RNA, 2539 nt
Organism: Conger conger (European conger)
Lineage: Eukaryota; Metazoa; Chordata; Actinopteri; Anguilliformes; Congridae
Product: transmembrane protein 198-like
Exons: 5
Coding region: 377-1408 (343 amino acids)
Cellular component (GO): plasma membrane
Source: RefSeq, a predicted model, not a curated record
UCGCACCCAGCCCCCAUUUUUUUCCCGAGACUUGAAGUUUGUGUUUGAAAAACCUUGAAACGUUUGGGCAUCAAUUUACAGUCGAGGGAGAGAGAGGGAGAGAGAGCGAGAGCGAGAGAGGGUGGGGGAGGAAACCAUUUGGUCUCCUAACUUUUUCCAGACGUAGCCUACUUCGCCAGCUAACUGGCUAACAUUAGUUCGUGAUAGAUAGGCGAAUAUGUGCAUCUUGAAUAAAUGAGCAUAACAUUAAAUGAACAAGAAAUUAACGGCAGCAGCAAAAUCAAGAUGGGACCUUCCCUGGCGGGUUUCUGAGUAGCGCCCCGCCCCCACAGCGCUGUCCACGGUCUUCCUCCCUCCGUCCCCGUUUGGCUGCAGGAUGGCCGACCCCUUCUGGCCGGCCCAGGAUGCAGCGGGGCCGGGCGCGGCCGAGGCGGACGCCUGUGAGCUGGAGAUCGAGAGGAAGUACGAGGUCAUCCCCGCCAUCAUCUGCUCCAUGUGCUGCCUGUUCGGGAUCAUCUACUGCUUCUUCGGGUACCGCUGCUUCAAGGCGGUGAUGUUCCUGUCGGGCCUGAUGUUCGGCUCGGUCAUCAUCUUCCUGCUGUGCCACAAGGAGCGGGUGUUGGACACGCAGCUGAGCGUGGAGGCCAGCGCGGGCAUCGGGCUGGGCGUGGGCGUCCUGUGCGGCCUGGUGACCAUGCUGGUGCGCAGCGUGGGCCUGUUCAUGACCGGCCUGCUCCUGGGGCUGCUGCUCGCCCUCGCCGCCCUGCUGGUGGCCGCCAACUUCUACAGCGCGGGCUCGGUGUGGGUGCCGCUGGGCACGCUGCUGGCCGCGGGCAUGCUGGGCGCCGUGCUGACGCUGCAGUGGCAGCGCCUCUUCACCGUGCUGUCCACCGCCGUGUUCGGCGCCGCCAUCAUGACGGUGUGCGCCGACUACUUCGUGGAGAUGCUGGCGCUGGGGGCGUACGUGUACGACUGCCUGCGGCUCCGGCCGGCGCCGCCGCUGUGCUGGUACAGCUGGGUGAUCCUGGGCAUCUGGCCCGCGCUCAGCCUGAUGGGCGUGCUGGUGCAGUGGAAGCUCACGGCCGAGGGGUUCUCCCACACCGAGGUCAUCAUUAACCGGAGGCAGAAGCGUGUGCAGUUGAUGCGGAUCCGUCAGAAGGACGUGCGGAAGAGGCAGCAGGGCGCGGGGCAGGAGGGCUCGUACCGCCGCAAGCCCCUGCCCGUCAAACGCUACGCCGGAGACCUGCUGGCCCCGAGCUACCUGCAGAGCCUGCGGGACCGGCAGACGGGCACGGGGACCUCUCUCAGCAGCCUGGGCUCCCCCAGCCACACCACGAUCGACUUCGACUACGACACCGGCUCCACCGUCCCGCUCACCGCCUCCGCCAACCCCGUCGUCAGGGUCUGAGGGGGGAGCCUCUGUCUGAGCCCCGCCGUCUCCAGGGGCCCGGGGACGGGGCCACAGGUCCAGUCCUCCGGAGCCCGACCAGCUUGUGUGUUUGACGGGACAGAGGGCCGGCCCGUUUCCUCACGUCUGACCCCCCCGUGCUGGAGAAGCCCUCUGCCAGGCCGGCCCGCCACCGCACAGCCCCUGUUCAGCCCUAUCCCAUCAUGCACCUGCCCCGUGGGCAGCAGGCAUGUGUGUGAAACUGAUUGGCUGACUGUGCGGUGGAGAGCUGCAGAGCUAUUAUCACAGUGUGAAUGAUAAGGCGGGAGAUUAGUCCACAGUUAUCAGGAUCCGUCUCAGUGUAAAUGAUCCGGUCAGAUCACAGUGCGCUGGGAUCAGAACAAGAGGCCCUAGGCUCAUUUAGCUCCUGGGACAGUGAGAAAGUCAGGCCGUUGAAUCGCACAAGUCAGAGUCCAGCGGUGUUGGACUUCCUUUCUUUUCUUUUUUUUUUUCCUUUUUUUUUAUACAACUUUCAUGUUUUUCCUCUUCGUAGCUAAAUAUUCGUCUCUGUAAUCGUAGAUGGAACAUCGGUGCUUCCAGUCUGGGGUGAAUGCAAACAGGACGUGCCUUUUGACCUGGAGAACUCUUUGACUGAUUUAAGAGCUCAAACCAGUCCCUCCCUGCGUUCUGUUCCAGGGAUAUGCAAAUGGGGAAGGGUCCAAACUGACUGUGAACCGGUCCCUUGGCCUUGAGUAAACCUGAUUGGUAACGCAAACAAACUCACUGGAGAACUUUAGUGCUUCGCGUGGGUCCAGUUGGCCCACGUUAGUAACACUUCUGAUAAUGAACCGAGGAACUCAAAAAUGUUCAUGCCUCUGAAGUUUACAAAGAGUACCGCCACGGACAUGCGUGCCCCAGAAUACUCACAUUUAACUUUUUAUUUGGAAAAAUUGGUGCCUUUUUUAUGACAAACGUGGCAGUUACAAGUUAUUAAUGCACUGCCAUUCCUCUUCAUAAGGACAAACUUGCAUAUUUUGUGCAGUUCACCGGUUUUAACAUUGGAACGAAUGUGAAAUAUUUUCAUGUACAUAUAAUGAAUACUAAUUUCAAGUUGGAAAAAUAAAUGUUCCCUUGUUUUUAUGGGAAAGCUCA